GAGUUUUGCGUGGGCGUGGCCUCGUAGAGAAACGGGGCGGAGCUUUAGCAACAUCCAUUUUCAAAAGUCCUGAGCGUACAGCGCAUGCGCUAUUUCUACGGGUAAACCUCCGAAGGCGGCAACAUCCGGGCACCUGGAAGUGAGUGAAGGGCGUGGCUUCCGGAUAGAUAUUUCCGGAAAUCUUUCCGCGCCCGGGCUGAGUGCGCUGCGCAUGCGCCAGUUCUCCUCAGCGACGGGAUGAGCGGCGCAGGCGAAGGCGAGGCGGGAGCUGUUGCCGCGGCCGCCCCCUCCGCCCCUCCCUCGGCGGAAGCCCCCUCCAAGGCCGGAAGCGGAAGCAGCAACAGUCCCGGCGCGGGGACGGGCCCUGCGGCCUCUUCUUCCGCCUCCGCGGCGGCGCCUGCCGUUCCUGCCCCGGGGCCUCCCGCUCCGGCCCCGGCGCCUUCUCUCCCGGCCGCCGUGCUGCUGCUCCCCCCGGCCCCGCCCGUCCCCGCGGAAGGCCCGCCCUCCUCCUCCUCCUCUUCCUCCAGCUCUUCCUCCUCCGGCUCUUCCUCCUCCUCCUCGGCGCCCAACGGGGGCCUUUUCGCGCUGCCCGCCAACGGGGAGGCCAAGCCCGGCGCAUGCGCGUUCGCCUCCGCCGCCGCCUCACCGGCCUCGGCUUCCUCCGCCGCCCCGCCUCCCGCCGCUUCCGCUUCUGCCGCCUCUCCUUCCGCCGCUUCCGCUUCCGCCGCGCCCUUGGUGGACUUCCUGCUCCAGCUGGAGGACUACACGCCCACCAUCCCGGAUGCCGUCACAGGAUACUACCUGAACCGGGCCGGCUUCGAGGCCUCCGACCCUCGCAUCAUCCGCCUGAUCUCCCUGGCCGCACAGAAGUUCAUCUCGGACGUGGCCAACGACGCCUUGCAGCACUGCAAGAUGAAGGGCACGGCCUCUGGGAGCUCCCGCAGCAAGAGCAAGGACAAGAAGCACACGCUGACCAUGGAAGACCUGGGCCCUGCGCUGGCCGAGUACGGCAUCAACGUCAAGAAGCCCCACUACUUCACUUAGGGGGCCAGGCCCACUCUUCCUCCUCCUUUUUCUUCUUCUUCACGGGACGGACAAUGGGCACCACUGCAUUAAAGGCCUUCUCUUCUGCA
Molecule: messenger RNA, 1133 nt
Organism: Anolis carolinensis (green anole)
Lineage: Eukaryota; Metazoa; Chordata; Lepidosauria; Squamata; Anolidae
Gene: taf10
Product: TATA-box binding protein associated factor 10
Exons: 4
Coding region: 238-1044 (268 amino acids)
Biological process (GO): transcription initiation at RNA polymerase II promoter
Cellular component (GO): SAGA complex; transcription factor TFIID complex; nucleus
Molecular function (GO): RNA polymerase II general transcription initiation factor activity; promoter-specific chromatin binding
Source: RefSeq, a predicted model, not a curated record